Molecule: messenger RNA, 3259 nt
Organism: Sander lucioperca (pikeperch)
Lineage: Eukaryota; Metazoa; Chordata; Actinopteri; Perciformes; Percidae
Gene: lmod3
Product: leiomodin 3 (fetal)
Exons: 4
Coding region: 283-2235 (650 amino acids)
Biological process (GO): muscle contraction; myofibril assembly; pointed-end actin filament capping
Cellular component (GO): striated muscle thin filament; myofibril
Molecular function (GO): tropomyosin binding
Source: RefSeq, a predicted model, not a curated record
UUCCUUUGCCUGAAGCAACUGUCAUCCCAAAAGAACCUGAUGGCCAAGCCAGCUGGGAGCAGGGGCUGAAAGAAGAAUUUUAGCAUGGCUCCCUGCUUGUACCUUAAAUAUCUUCCAUGCAGUUCACAGGAUUUAAUUUUAGACUCCACAUGCGGUAGGAGCAAACGGUUCCUAGCUGAAGUCAAAGUCAGAGGCUUCUCAGUUUGCUCUGUCCUGAGUCAUAGAUUGGACAGAAGUUGUCCUUCCUUUUGAUAUCAGCAGAAGAAAGAAGUUGACGCAAAUAUGUCAAACAGUAGGACAGACUUUGAGGAUCUCAAUGAAGAGGAUAUGGACGAGGAUGAACUCCUUGCAAUGCUUUCACCCGAGGAGCUUAAGGAGCUCCAGAGUGAGAUGGAUGUUAUUAUUGCCCCAGAUGAGAGGGUACCGGUGGGGCAGAGGCAAAAGGACCAGACGGAGAAGCCUCCGACAGGGACAUUCGACCACAGAUCCCUGGUUGGUUACCUCUACUGGGAGAAAGAGUCCAACCGUAUGCUUGAGGAAGAAAGAGUGCCUGCUACUCUGCUGCCCAGUGAGAAAGCUUUGAGGGAGGAAACUGAAAAGAAAGACGAGGAAGAAGAUGUGGAAUAUGAAGUAAUAGAGGAAGUCAUUGAGGAAGAAGUUGUAGAUGAUACAGAUGGAGAGGCAAUUAUAGAGAUCAUUGAGGAAAUUGUUGAAGAGCUUGAUGAGAGAGAUGAAAAUGUUGAUAAGGAUGAAAAGGACAAAGGGGUGGAUGAGGAAGAUGAGGAAGAGGUGAAGUCACUUGUGAACAAUGGCAAACAUGAAAAUAUAGACAAACCUGUAGAUCCUCCAGACACUAACAGAGAAAAAGUGUCAAAAAACAAUGCAGAUGACAAUCAGCCUUUUCCAGACACAAAGGAGAAGAGUGAGAGCGUAGCCCCAAAACACAGCACAUCACAAGUUGAAGAGAAAGAGGAAAUUCAAACUACAGACUCUUCGCUUCCCAAAGAGGCUCCAGAGGAGCCCAAAAUAAGCAAAACCAAUGAUGAGCCCCCGCCGAAAGAAGAGAGAAAAAUUAACAAAUUACAACUUCCAAAGCUGGCAUUCAACAAUAUAAAAAUGACAUCAAGACCCUCAGGAAAUGAGACAAACUUGGAGUCGACACUCGACAAAAUCCGCAACAACAACCCAUCUAUCACUGAGGUAAACCUCAACAACAUAGAAAACAUUCCCAAAGAGAUGCUCUUGGAUUAUGUCAACGCUUUGAAGAAGAACAAACAUGUGAAAACCUUCAGUAUUGCCAACACUGGUGUUGAUGAAAACAUAGCUUUCAACCUGGCCAACAUGUUACGAGAGAAUCGCGGCAUCACCACUUUAAAUAUCGAGUCCAACUUUGUAACCGGGAAGGGCAUCGUUGCCAUCAUCCGCUGCCUCCAAUUCAAUGAGACUCUCACAGAGCUGCGUUUUCACAACCAGAGGCACAUGUUGGGUCACCACGCAGAGAUGGAGAUCUCACGCCUGCUCAAGGCCAACAACACCCUCCUGAAGAUGGGCUACCACUUUGAGCAGCCGGGGCCCAGGAUGGUGGUGACCAACCUUCUAACCAGGAAUCUGGACCGCCAGAGGCAGCUGAGGAAGGAGGAGCAAAAGCAGCAGCAAGUGAAGGAGCAGAGGGAGCUGAUGCAGAUGUAUGAGAACAGCCUAAACCUACCGCCUGGUUUACUUGAGAUGCUCGGCUACAUACCGCCUCUAGAAGUCCUGCAGGAGUAUGGGCUUGUCCCACCCUCGUUUGAACUGAGCACUGUACCUCAAACCCACCACCAGACGGUACAGCCGGAGCCUCAGAAGCAGCUCAAACACAAAAGCACUCCCAAACAACCCAGUGCCGAACCAGCAAACACAUUGAGGGACGUCCAGUUGAAGAGGACUCCCAAGAAACGUGACCCUUUUCUGGACCUGGACCCGAGGGAUAACAGGAGACCAGAGAAUGCAAGUUUCAAACUGAGGAAGACUCCCAAAGAGAAGGAUGCAGGCAGUGGAGAGGUGGCAGAUGAAAGAGAAAACCUGACUGACGUGAUUAAGACUUUGAAGCCCAUCCCUCGCAGACGACUGCCACCUAAGGUUGAUGUCACACCCCGCGACCAGCUCCUAGAUGCAAUCAAAAAGAGCAACGUGGCCUAUCUCAAAGCUGUGCCGCUCCCUAAAGUUCUGGAAUCAAGUGAAACGAGUCUCCUCUGAGGCUGCAACUUCAGCCGUUUGUUGUUCUUCACCAUAUAGUUUUCUUUAUUUUACAUGUAUUCUCAAAUGCACUGUGCAAAAUAAGAGUGAACCAUACUUUCCUAACACAUAAAACAUAUUGGCUGGUUGUUGGUUAAGUCUUGUGUUGUUAUCACACUAAAUGCUGUCUUUAGGAAGUCGUAACAAUAAAGGUACUAAUUAACAACACCCUAUUCAAUUUAAAUCAAAGUAGAUAACCUUGUCAUCAUUUGCUAUUGACAUUGCUCAUAUAUUUCUUAACAUGUUGUGCACAUAAAAUUGAUUUUUAGAGUAGUUGUGUUAGAUUAAAUGUUAGAUUUGCAUUUGCUAUAAAGAAAUCUUCCACUUUUGCCUCAGGAUUGUUUUUCCUUUAAAUGGAAUAGCACUCAGUGCCAAACUAAAUGGAUCCCCAGUGAAUCACUGCAGUCACUCCCAGUUAUUUUCUUCUGAUUGUUAAAGGUGUAGAUGUGAAAAAAGAACAAAUUACUCAAUGAGAGAUGAGUCAGAAUCCUGGAAAUCUGAUUCCAUGUAUUAAUCAAACUGAAUCGAAUGACAGUAUGUACACACUUGGAGGGGAUAUUCAUUAGUUUGCUAUUCAGUAGUGUUAUAAACAAGCUUUUUUAUUUAUUUUAGGAAUAGGCAACAAUUCACUACUUUGUUUCACAGAAAGAUUAAACCCAAAUAAGAACUUAAUUUUGUGAUAUAUAAAUAUGUCUAUAUAUUCAUAAAGAGACUCAUUUGGAAAAAGACUACAACGUAAAUCCGGUUAUUUUUAUUUUUAGAGGACAGCCAUGUUUUACUUCCAGUUCUGUGAUUUAAUCACAAUUCUCAUCACUUUGCAAAAAUGAAAAAGUCACAUAAAAACAUAGAGAAUAUAUAAGAUAGCAUCCAUAUAACAUAGUCUUUCUGAACUGCCAUUUGUGAAGGCAGCAUGCACAAACUGCAGUUAAUGUGCACAUGUGGAAAAGCAAACAGGAAACAACUGCUCUUACUAUCAGGACUAACA